Molecule: messenger RNA, 1823 nt
Organism: Quercus lobata
Lineage: Eukaryota; Viridiplantae; Streptophyta; Magnoliopsida; Fagales; Fagaceae
Product: nuclear transcription factor Y subunit B-3-like
Exons: 1
Coding region: 723-1430 (235 amino acids)
Biological process (GO): regulation of transcription by RNA polymerase II
Cellular component (GO): nucleus; CCAAT-binding factor complex
Molecular function (GO): RNA polymerase II cis-regulatory region sequence-specific DNA binding; protein heterodimerization activity; DNA-binding transcription activator activity, RNA polymerase II-specific
Source: RefSeq, a predicted model, not a curated record
CCAAUACCUCUCCCUCUCUCAACUCUCUCUCUCUCUCUCUCUCUCUCUAAGCUCUGCAAAACACAGAAAAAAACUCCACCCACAUUCCCGGAGCUCCUCCAUUUUUCCCGGCCAGUCCCUACUAUUUCCAAUUCUGCCCCUCACCUUUCCUCUAAAUCCCCUCCAUAUCCCUACCCCCUCAUACCUUAAUUUCUGCAAAAGAAAGAAACAAAAAAUUCCCAUAAACUUUCCAAGUUGUGCUUCUUUUAAAUUUCUUUGUUUUUUAAUAUAAACCUUUUUUUUUUGUUUUUUGGUUUCAAAAUAGUUGUGUUGCGUCUGGUCGUGUUAAGUGAAACAAGUUGUAUAAAGAACACAGACUGUUCUGAUAAUGAAAGUUGAUAAAAACUGUUACAUGUCUAAAGGGAAUUUUACGUACUUGACUGUUUUGUAAAUUUGAAUUAGACCCCGUAAAAAUUUUGGAUUUUUGGUCUGUUUUGUGAAAGUUCAAAUUAUUUUUGGUAACUUUUUUGGGAACUUAGUCUGACCCAUAUAGAUUUACGGCGUGAAAUUGUGGAUUUUGGUCUUGUGUUUUUUUUUUGCUUUUUUUGUCUGAAACUUUGUCAGACCCAUAAUAGUUCUUAGCAGAAAGUUGUUGAAUUUUUGGUCCAUUUGGGUUGAAUUGGAUCAGACCCAGAAAAGCUUUUGAAGUUUGAAGGUCAAAAGAGAGUUGGCUGAGUUUGGGGAUGGCGGAUUCGGAUAACGAUUCAGGAGGACACAACAACAGCAACAACGCGAACAGCGAGUUGUCAGCAAGAGAACAAGACAGGUUUCUUCCGAUUGCAAACGUGAGCAGAAUCAUGAAGAAGGCAUUGCCAGCAAACGCUAAGAUCUCAAAGGAUGCUAAAGAAACAGUGCAAGAAUGUGUGUCUGAGUUUAUUAGCUUCAUCACUGGGGAGGCUUCGGAUAAGUGUCAGAGAGAGAAGAGGAAGACCAUCAAUGGUGACGAUUUGUUGUGGGCUAUGACUACUUUGGGGUUUGAAGAGUAUGUGGAGCCACUCAAGAUUUAUCUGCAGAAGUAUAGGGAGAUGGAAGGGGAGAAGAGCUCUGUGGGAGGAGGUGGAGGAGGAGGGAGGCCAGGUGAGAAGGAUGGCGGCGGUGGCGGCUCCGGUGGUGGUGGCGGCGCCGCUGGUGGUGGUGGUGGAAGUGGUGGGGGUGUUAGUUCGUCAGGGAAUAGUGGUGGGUUUAAUGGGGUUGGAGGAAUGUAUGCUGGGAUGUAUGGUGGUGUUAUGGGUCAUCAUCAGGGACACGUGUACGGUUCCGGUGGCUUUCAUCAUCAUGGAAUUCAGGGUAUUGAUAGUGGAGUUGGGGUUGGGGUUGGGAAGGGUGGCUCAGUUGUUGGCGGUGGUGGUGGAGGUGGCAGUAACGGCGGUUCCAUUGUGAGGUCAAGGUAGUUGGUAGGUGUGCUUGAUUAAUUUACUCUCUUAAUUAGCAAUUCGCAUUUAAAAACUUUGUGGCAAAUGGAAAAUUUGAGAGAGGAUCUUAAUCUGAGUUGGGGUUAGACACUUGGAUUAUUAUUAUUUCUUUUUUCUUUUUUUCUUUUUCUUUUUGGUACUUGUUCAUGGGAUUAUAUGAUGCAUAGUAGUAGUAGUAGUAAAAAGAAAAUUGUAACCUCUAAUGAUAGAGAGCACUAGUACUGAUUGAGGGAGAGGAAACAUUGGGGAAUGUUUGUAUUAUAAUGAUGAUUCUCUUGUAGAGUUCUUUUCUGAUCCCUCUAGUUCUAUAUGGAAGGGUUUAGUUGUUGUUGUAUGGAAUGGAUGAAUGAUUUCGAAGUUUCUGUGUUUCUA